AUGCAAUAAUAAUAUUCUAAUAGUACAAUAUAGGAUUUCAAUAUACUUGAGAAAUUGGGAGAAGGAUCUUUUUCUUCUGUUUAUAAGGUAAUAUUAAGAAUUGAUAUCUUUAGGUUUAAAGAAAAUCAGAUAGUUAAUAUUAUGCUAUGAAGAAAGUGAAUAUUUCAUAAUAGAGUUUGAAAGAGAGAGAAAAUGCUUUAAAUGAAAUCAGAAUAUUAGCAUCUUUGGAUUCACCAUAUAUAGUAGAAUUUAAGGAUGCUUUUAUAGAUCAAGAUGGAAGAAUUCUUUUUGUAAUAAUGGAAUAUGCAUCAGGUGGAGACUUAAAUUAGAUUUUAAAGUAAGGUAAAUUAGAAGGUGGAAUUAAAGAGAGUGAAAUUUGGAAUAUAUUAACAUAGAUAACACUAGGAGUGAAAAUAUUACAUGAAAAUGACAUAUUGCAUAGAGAUCUUAAAUCAGCCAAUGUAUUUGUGUCUAAGAUUCCAUAAGGAAAUAUAUAUAAAAUAGGAGAUUUAAAUAUUAGUAAGGUAACUCAUGGGGCAAAUGCUAAGACAUAGACAGGAACACCAUGUAUUGAUAUUCAUUUAAAUAAUAGAUUAUGCUGCACCUGAAGUAUGGAAAGGUGAAUAAUAUUCAUGGCCUUGUGAUAUUUGGUCAAUUGGUUGUAUAAUAUAUGAAUUAACUACAUUUCAACCUCCUUUUAGAGCUGCAGAUCUUUAGUCAUUAAAUAAAAAGAUUUAAGCAGGUUUGUAUGAUCCAAUACCAUCCAAAUAUAGUUAAGAUCUAUAAGAUAUAUUAAAGAUACUCUUAUAAGUUAAUCCAAAAAAUAGACCAAAUUGUGAUUAAAUUCUCAAAAAUCCAAAAGUCAUUAAGAAUAGUGGAUCGUUAUUAGUAGAAGUCGAGAAAAAUGGUGUUAAAUAAGCUAAACUAUUAUAAACUAUUAAACUCCCUUUUAAUUUAAAGUAAUUAAAGGAUAAUUUACCAAAGUCUAAAUAUGAAAAUAAAAUUACAAGAUCACAUUCUUAAUAAGGACUUAAAAUUGAAACUGAUAAUCCUAUAUCUCAAUAACCUCGAAUUAAUAUGGAAAUAUAAUAAUAAUAAGAAUAAUAAUAAUAAUAAUAAUAAUAAUAAUAAUAAUAAUAAUAAUAAUAAUAAUAAUAAUAAUAAUAAAGAAAAAAAUUAAUUAGUGUCCCAUCAUAAGGUGCUCCAAUCAAAAGCAAACCUCCUUUAGCCAAACCUCAAAUUGUAUAGCCUUAAAAAUUUUAAUAACAUCCUUAAACACCAUAAUAUUAAGGAUAAAAAAUAUAAUAUAAGGAUUAAAAUUCAUAGUAUUUCUAUAUUAUAUAUAUUAGAAAUUAAGGACAGUAAUAUUGUAAACCUACAUUCUUGAAAUAAAAUUAUGGAAUUCGGGAUAUUUCACCAAGGAAUCACAAUAAUCCUUAUUUACAAUAAAGAGUAGGACAUCACAAUUAAUAAAAUAUAGGGAAACCAACACAAUAGAAAAGACUGCAUAGUGCAGGUAUAUAUGGAAGAUAAUAAAUAUAUAAAUGA
Molecule: messenger RNA, 1548 nt
Organism: Paramecium pentaurelia
Lineage: Eukaryota; Ciliophora; Oligohymenophorea; Peniculida; Parameciidae
Source: the annotation of a GenBank genome assembly